AUGCAGCUGAACAAAAAGUCUAUAAAAGGCAUCUUCUAUUUGGUAUGCUUUGCCAGAAAAGCCAAGGGCGGCGCAGAAGACCCUGCGUUAGAAGAAAAUUUUCCAGACAAGCUAGAGCCAAAGAGAGAGCGGGGCUUAGACCGCUGCGGGCAAGAAAAUGCAGAGAGCAUUCCGCAAUUGAGAUACAAAGUGGUUGAAAUAAUCCGAGUUAUAGUAGAAAUCGAGAGAAAAGGCGGGGCCGGUCCCUCAAGCAGAUGCUUGAAGACUGGGAGCGCGCCGAAGAGACAAAUGGAAUGCCCAGAGUCAGCUGAAGGCGUGCAGUCUGGGCCCCACACGCCAAAAAAACAAAAAACCUUGGCGAAUCCCCAAACGCUGGGCUUAGAGGGUCUGAAAGGCCGCCUGCACACCAUGGAGUGUAUUCAAGCAAAUAUUUUAUGCAAUGGAGCCCUUUUGUCCAUGGGAGCCCCCACUAAAAUAGAGGGCUGCAGGGGCAGUGCGCAUGGUGUCAAAAAACAGAAUGAAUACAGGCAACCUUGUUUUUGCCUAACAAGGGAAGAAUUCCCCCCCAACCCCAACAUCUGGAGCUUUAUAAUUGACCUAUGCAGGCAGGGAGUGAAAAUAGAGAAUCUGGCGCUGCAUUUGAGCAAAAAGGAAAACUGUGCUGAGCUGCAAAAAAAGAAUUUCGUUGGGUACUACAGCGAAAUUAUUUCAGACCUCAUGCUAUACAAGCAGAAGCACGCAAGCAAGGAAUACUACGACCCAGCGAGCCACCAGCAGGGCCUCCAUAUUGAAGACCAAGGCAGGCUGGGCGAUGAAUUUGUGCAUGCCCCCAAAUCAAACGAAGAUUUAGAGCAGUGCACGGCGCCUGCUGCAUCAAAUAUAUCAAAAAGCUCUCAGGCCUUCGAUUUCGCGCUGCAAAUACCCGAAGUGAUGCACGACUUUGCAAACAUGGAAAAAGAGACGUUCCAGCGCACUAUAGAUUUUAUGGCGGCGGUUGAAGUGGAAAAAAACAGCACCAAACAAUGGGAAAUCAUCGUGAACAGGCUCAAAGCGAUAUAUGCCCAGGCACAGAAGCAUGGACAAAACACCUUUGAGAAAAUGGACGAGGCAAAUAGCGGGGAUGCGCAGGGCGCGUCUGUGCUGCCGCUGAUGGGGCCUACCUGCAGCGCACUUGAGUAUAUUCGCCAGUGCCAUGCGCUUGAGCUGUUUUAUAAAUACUGCCCGUGGACUUACGCCAGGCGCAACAGAGAAAACAACCUGCAGACAAUGCACAGGUUUCUAGGGAAGAGAGCAAUGGUCAAGCAGAGAUGCUUGAGCCACCGCGCUGUUGUGAGGUAUUCUGAAGAGAAAAUCAUCUUUACAAAAAUGGAUCACCAUGUGCUAGUGGACGAGCCAAUAACCAUAGACAGCUUCUGCAAGCACUACCACGUCCACUAUGUGGACAACUACACGCAAAACUGCAGAAAGAUAUGCAUGCCUAUGUGCAUAAUAAACAACAAGCAUAGAGAAGUGCAUAACUUGAAGGACAUAGCCGAGCACAUAGCGAACAUAUACGCUGUCCCCCAAGAAAAGAUAUACCCGAUGCUGUGCAACGUCGAGACAUGUAGGUGGAGGCUGGCCCGCACGGCCGAAAUGUCCCAAAGCAUACAGAGCCUCGCCCAGAGCGGGCAUUCGGUGGUUUUCUACUACAUCAGUGAGGGGCUGAGCCACCAUGCGUACUUUACAUUUUCUGUGUUCAAAAGCCCUGCAGACCCUGCGAAAGCACCCGGCGUAAAAAUACCGCUGUUUUUGUCGCCUCUGAUGAGAAGCGCGAUAUCCAUGACGCCGUUUGCUGAGGUGGACCCGCAGGAGCACAGAAGGGUGACUAUACACGAUUUCACAGAUUGCAGCGUAAAGCCAAGCGUGUACAAGUAUCUGAAUGACCCCGGGCGCAAAAAAACCCCGAUAAACACAUAUGGAUAUACUAUAGUGCAAUGCUAUUAUAAAGACCUGUACGUGGAGAGCCCAAGGCUGCAGGAGUGGUGCUGGGAGAUGGCGUUGAAGGUGCAUAGGUCAAUGCAUAAAGGGCGCCUUGUGCUUUCCUGGAAUUCGAGAGCACACACCAGCAACGAAAUGUAUGUGCAUUAUUUUGUCAACGAAAACCCCGAUUUGAAUUUACACAGGACAAAGAAAAAAAUAGACAUGCUCAUGCAGAAGCUGAAAAUGUGCCAUACCAAUAACGGCAAGGAGGCACGCGCCAUUUUCUUCUUCCCAAACCAAGAGGAAGACAAAGGGCUAGAAACAUUCUAUGGGUGGGGGGCGCUGAACUCCAAAGACAUAGGCACCGGCUCUUUUUUUAUUUCUGUGCGAAGCACAUGCAGAUUUAACAGAAAUAUUCGGGCGCACAACCAGCUUCUUUGGCUUAUUCACAACAGGCACUUGAGAGCAUAA
Messenger RNA from Nematocida major, 2430 nucleotides. RefSeq lists its product as uncharacterized. The transcript has a single exon. Bases 1 to 2430 code for a protein of 809 amino acids. The record is from RefSeq and is a predicted model, not a curated record. Lineage: Eukaryota; Fungi; Microsporidia.